GCUAGGUGCCACUAAAUCCUAUACACUGGGUCUUGAAAUUACACUCGUGUUUUGUUCAUGGAUGUAUUAUGAGCGCUCUUAUAAUGCAUCCAUCGUUUUGUUGUACCUCUAACCGGAAGUAGCGUGUCCUCACUCUGUGUGACUUGACACUGACCACUGAAGGAAAACGGAGCAGAAGAGCGAAACAUGGCGACUUCGAACAAUCCGCGGAAAUUCAGCGAGAAAAUCGCUUUACAUAACCAAAAGCAGGCGGAGGAGACGGCGGCAUUUGAAGAAGUGAUGAAAGACCUCAGCAUUACCCGGGCAGCGAGGUUACAGUUGCAGAAGACUCAGUAUUUGCAGCUGGGACAGAACCGUGGCCAGUACUAUGGAGGAUCUUUGCCAAACGUCAAUCAGAUUGGAAACAGCACUGUUGAUGUGUCUUUUCAGAAUUCAGGAUUGGACACCAACAGAUCGACGCGACACCACGGGUUGGUGGACAGGGUCUACCGAGACCGGAACCGCAUCACAUCACCCCACCGAAAGCCCCUGUCUAUUGACAAACAUGGGCGCCAGAUUGACAGCUGUCCAUAUGGCUCAGUAUAUCUGUCACCGCCACCUGAUACCAGCUGGAGGAGGACAAACUCUGACUCAGCACUGCACCAGAGCACACUAACUCCUCCCCAGCAGGCCUCCUUCACUGGAGGAUCACAGGAGCUCCAGCCAAAACGAGUUCUCCUGCUAACUGUACCAGGAUCUGAAGCAAUUAAACAGGACGUUGAUGAAGAUGGGCAAGAACAGAACUGGGACUGCAAAAAGAACAUUUCAAGGUCCAAGCCCUGCAAAGUUCCAGGAAUCCACAUAUUCCCAUCUCCGGACCAGCAGUUGACCACUUCACUAAAACCAGCUGCCCACAACACUGGCGGUUCACUACCUGACCUGACCAACAUCCAGUUCCCUCCUCCACUGCCCACCCCGCUGGACUCGGAUGAUGCUGCAGCCGCCUCGUUCAGCUCCUCUAACAGCACACUGGCGAACACACAAGGAGUGAACACCUCUCAGCCCACAGUAACCAUGGAAAUGGAGCCUGGGCAGGACAACAUGGUUCCUCUCAUCCUGAACACAGGAGAUUCCCACCAGCACCAGAACCUGCAGCUCUCCCCGACAUCUCCACCUCUCACUCUCUCUCAGGCGGCCAUCAACGCCAUGAACCUCGAGCAGCAGCUGUCCCAGUAUGCCUUCUUCAACCAGCAGCCGUCGUCCCAGACCCACCAGAGCCAGCAGCAAACAGGCCUGGUCCAGCUGCCGUCCUCCGUGAACUCCUGCUCCACGUCAGACAACCAGACCUCCUCUCAAGCCAACAUGACCAUCGACAUGAACACGGCCUCCCCCCUCCAACAGUACCGCAGUAGGGUUGGAUCCUCUGCCAAUCAGUCUCCAACCUCCCCUGUCUCCAAUCAAGGCUUCUCACCUGGCGGCUCGCCUCAACAUAACUCCAUACUGGGCAGCGUGUUUGCAGACUUCUACGACCAGCAGCUCCCUUCCAUUCAGGCCAGCGCUCUCUCUCAACAGUUGGAGCAGUUCAACAUGAUUGAAACCCCCAUCAGCUCCGACAGCCUGUACAACCAGACGUCCACCCUCAACUACUCCCAGGCACUAAUGAUGGGUUUGACUGGUGGCCACUGCAACCUUCAGGACUCGCAGCAGCUGGGCUACAGUAGCCAUGGCAACAUCCCCAACAUCAUUCUCACAGUGAGUGGAGAAUCUCCCCCCAGCCUGCCCAAGGACCUGACUGGCUCCCUGUCCACAGACGUCAGCUUUGAUGUCGACUCCCAGUUCCCACUGGACGAUCUGAAAAUCGACCCACUGACGCUCGACGGCCUGCACAUGCUCAAUGACCCAGACAUGGUCCUUGCUGACCCAGCCACAGAGGACGCGUUUCGCCUCGACCGGCUCUAACGGCUCUACAUGCUCAUGCACAGGUUCGCCAACGCCGCUGCCCUGGGCGGGGAGCAGAUUUCUGGAGCGCGUCGGUCGAGGCCCCGUCUGGGCAGAGCUGUCAGUUCGACACCAAUCGGCACAAUCAAAACCCCACAAGAGAGCUUUUUUAAAGAAACAUCAUUGCAGGAAAACGCAUUGACUGUUGCCAGCCUCCCUUCUCUUCAGAACCGGAAGAUGGUUUAUGACUUAUGACAUUUGAGUUACGGUAUGAAUCCUGUACACUUCUUUUUGCUAAUGACACAUCCAUUUUUGAUUUAUUAUAGAUGCCUAGUUUUUAUGAAUAUUGCUUUGUGGAAACUUGACAAAAAUAUCAUGGGGGCGUAAGGAACCUGAUCUCUUAUUCUCUAUCAAUGAUUGAUAAAACUCUAUCUGCAGAGCAAACCCUAAACAAACCACAGUACACCACACACCCGUCACGUAGCUUGAUGACUCAGAGGAAACACCUCUUGGUUUGGUUUGUGAAGUUUUAACCUCCCUCUGUGCCAAGCUGGUUGUUCAAGCGCCAAUCCCUGUUUGAUUUGUUGUAGAAGCCAAAGUCACACCUGGUUUGAUUUUAUCCCAAAUUUCCUCUUAAGUUAUUUUUAGGAAAUGCUGAAGUUUGAUUUCACCAUAGUAAAAAGCGGUUAUGCAUGAAAUCACAAAUCACUGUGCAUACUUGUUUUGCCUUAAUAGCUUGACAUUUUGGUUUUUCAUGCAAAGAUGACUAUUAUGUAAGUGAGAAAAAAAAUACUUUAAUGGCUGAAUCAUUUUUACUGUUUUACAGGCGGUUUGGCCAACAUCAUUCACAGUUGCAUUACUGUAGUUGUACUUUAAAGGUGUGCUGAUCUUUA
Thunnus maccoyii (southern bluefin tuna) is the source of this 2810-nucleotide messenger RNA. It is a transcript of the gene crtc1a, whose product is annotated as CREB regulated transcription coactivator 1a. The record is from RefSeq and is a predicted model, not a curated record. Bases 187 to 1938 code for a protein of 583 amino acids. The transcript has 15 exons. NCBI's taxonomy places the organism in Eukaryota, Metazoa, Chordata, Actinopteri, Scombriformes, Scombridae. Gene Ontology annotation, cellular component: nucleus; cytoplasm. Gene Ontology annotation, molecular function: cAMP response element binding protein binding. Gene Ontology annotation, biological process: positive regulation of transcription by RNA polymerase II; protein homotetramerization.